UCAGAACCCCAGAGGAGGAGGAGGAGGGCGCGGUCCAGUUGGGCGGCAGGACCACCUCCAUCCGCGGCUGCUGCGAGCGCACACUGGGGCGCUCCCGCUCCCGGCCGCCAGAGGGCGCAGCCCGAGCCGGCGCGGCGCCGGGAAGGAGGAGGGGAGCGCGAGAAGGGUCAGGCGCGCAGGGCGUCCGCGCAGCUCGGCUCCGGGAAGGGCGCGCAGCCUCCGCCUCCGGGAUGCGGCCGCCCGCGCUGCUGGCGCUGCUCAGCUGCUCCGCGGCUUUUGCUUUGGUGUCUGAAGAGAGAAAGGAAAAGGUCAAGCCUUCCCAGGAUUUGGAGCAGAGUAGUCUAUCAAGGAAACAUGGCGUAGACUUAAAAGAAAUUGUGUUUGUCAUCCAGAGUCAAAGUAAUUCUUUUCAUGCCAAGAGGGCGGAAGAGCUGAGAAGGGACAUCUUAAAGCAGGCAGCAAAUCUGACACAGGAUCUCCCCAGAGUGCUCCUUCUCCAUCAGUUGGCGAAGCAGGAGGGUGCUUGGACCAUCCUUCCCUUGUUACCACACUUUUCUGUAACGUAUAGCAAGAAUUCAGCGUGGAUCUUCUUCUGUGAAGAAGAGACGAGAAUACAAAUCCGCAGACUCCUAGAAGCACUCUGGCGAUAUGACCCAUCUAAGGAAUGGUUUUUAGGAAAAGCGUUGCACGAUGAGGAGUCGACCAUCAUUCACCAUUACGCCUUCUCCGAGAAUCCUACAGCCUUUAAAUAUCCCGACUUUGCUGCUGGCUGGGCCCUUAGUGUCCCACUCGUAAAUAAGCUUACGAAGAGGUUAAAGAGCGAGCCCCUGAAGUCUGACUUCACGAUAGACUUGAAGCACGAGAUUGCCCUGUACAUCUGGGACAAGGGUGGAGGCCCUGCCCUCACUCCCGUGCCUGAGUUUUGUACCGACGAUGCUGGGCCCCACUGUGCCACCACGUUCCAUUCUCUUCUACCGCUUUGUGGAACGCCAGUGAAAAAGGAGGAGGUUUUUGUUGCAGUGAAAACAUGCAAGAAAUUUCACGGCGACAGAAUCCCCAUCGUAAAGAAGACAUGGGCGGCACAGGCAAGCCUUAUUGAAUACUACAGUGACUUCGCAGAAAGUCCCAUUCCCACGGUGGACCUGGGAAUUCCCAAUACGGACAGAGGUCAUUGUGGAAAGACGUUUGCCAUUUUGGAAAGAUUUCUGAAUCACAGCCAUGACAAAAUAGCAUGGCUGGUCAUUGUGGAUGACGACACACUAAUCAGCAUCUCCAGGCUCCGACAUUUGCUUAGCUGCUACGACUCCAGGGAUGCGGUGUUUCUGGGUGAGCGCUAUGGCUAUGGCCUGGGCACAGGUGGUUACAGCUACGUCACAGGAGGAGGCGGCAUGGUCUUCAGCAGAGAAGCCAUCCGGAGACUUCUCGCCAGCAGCUGCCGAUGCUACAGCAAUGAUGCUCCCGACGACAUGGUCCUAGGCAUGUGCUUCAGCGGGUUGGGCGUCCCUGUAACCCACAGCCCCCUCUUCCAUCAGGCUCGGCCAGUCGAUUACCCCAAGGACUACCUCUCCCAUCAGAUUCCUAUAUCAUUUCACAAACACUGGCACAUUGACCCGGUGAAGGUGUAUCUCACCUGGCUGGCGCCCAGCGAGGAAGACAACACCACAUGGCAGACACAGAAGGAUCCAAGAGAAGAAUUAUAGAUGCAGAACCUGGGAGGAGCAGAUGAAGAGAUUCGCCCCAUGGGCUGGGCUGUGGUUCGGCUGCUUGUGUAGGCCACAGGAAACAGACACUUCUCAGCCUUUGUGGAAAGAGGGUAUUUCUUGAUGGGUGGACUCAUGGGGGAACCUGGGGAAAAUCACUUGUUUUGAUUGAUGUUGUUAUUGUAACACAGUGAGUACUGUGCCUUUUUUUUUUUUUUUUGGUCUGGGCUUUGUGACUGUCACAGGAAAUAAAUGGUACCGGAAGUCCUUUUCUGUUCUCUUCAUUAGAGUGGAGAUUCUAACACAAGACUCUGACUGACUGUUAUGCUGUGUAAACAUCGAGUCUUUUACAUGGAUUGCCAGUGGAUGUACCUGUAAGCCAGCAGUUCUCAACCUGUGGGUUGUGACCCCUUUGGGGGUAAAGUGACCCUUUCACAAGACCACCAGAGAGCACAGAUAUUUACAUUACAAUUCGAAACAGUAGCAAAGUUACAGUUAUGAUGUACAAAAGAUAAUAGUGUGGCUGGGGGUCACCACAGCGUGAGGGAUUAUGAAAGGGUCACAGCAGUAGGGAGGUUGAGAACCACUGCUUUAAAGGGUCCUCCUAUUGAUGGUGGAAGUUAGUUUCCCGGGAACUCAGUAGGAAUGAGAUACUGAGGCUGAUUCAUAAAACGUAAAACUCAGUGUGAAAUCCCCUGGCUGUACAGUCAUGGCUGCUGUGUUUUACCUUCUCUAACGGCUGCACCCCAGAAACAGAGACUCAGGGCCCUCUGCUGAGGUUUCUGCUGCUUUUGAGGUGUGCAUUGGUACCGUUCUCUCGGAAGCCGUCUGCUGUAGUGAGCGUACGGAGUGCCGCCAGGAGUUAGGAUGCUGGGUCCUCAGGUCUCUUCAGUGUCAGCCAACCCUGUGGGAGUCCCAGGAUAUGAGCUGCGCCUGGAGGUGGUUAACUCUUGCUUUUCUGAGUGUUACAUAGUAACUUGUUUCUGGCCCAGGAGAGACAGCCUCCACCCUGGUGGCUGCAGGGUUGACUCUCAUAGAAGGGCAGCGUGGGGUUUGGCAAUUUCCCUGGGUCCUUACAGAAUGACAUUGGAAUAAAGUGUUUUGAAGCAGCCCUCAUUUUCAAACCAUACCUUUUAAUGUGUAGUAAUUUAACAAUUCAGUAUUAAUGUAUGAAAAAAUGUUGUGUGUUGACAUUUAAAGCGAGGUGAUUUUGUUAUCAAAAUGUAUUUGCACAUGAUUUGAUCUCAAGCUCCUAAGUUUUGUAGAUUGUAAUGUUUCCCUUUAUGUUUUCCUCUGCAGUUCAUUAACCUUGCUUAGAAGGCUUCUAAACCCCAUAGGUUCAAAGCCACACCACCAAAAGUCUUUGUGUGUUUAUUUUUUUAACAAUGUAUUUUUUUCCCCAUGUAGCUUACUUUUGACUCAUGUCCAAAUUCAUGCAAUACUAUUUCUCCUUCUUUGCCAAAUUCAGUUAAGUAUCAGGACUAGUGUGUGGCAGUGCUGUGCUCUGGUGGAUCACACUGGAUUCAGUCUGUGAAAAUGGAUUUUGUGGUUCAGCCGGCAAGUGGACUGAGAACAGUCCAGUGAAUGAAAAGGGCCGUAAGGGUUUCUGGGUGUCGUGCGGGUGGCUCCAGCAUCCUUGCUAUUACAGCUGUGAGUGUGGCCCUUGCUAUCAUAGCACUUACCUUUUUGACAUUGCAGUAAUGCCCUGGGGAACCAGUACAGUGCAGGGGAGCCUUCAAUCCCCCUGACCCUCGCCUCUGCUCAAAGCCUUCAGUCCGCCCCUCCCCACCUCUGCUCAUGAAGUGUUACCAGCCAGAGAACAGAGUUUCACUGAACAGGACGGAAGCCAGCAUGUCUGAACAUGAAGCCCUGUGUCAGCCUUUCCUCUCUGUUAGGAUCUGGGCCUUCUGCUGGCUCUGGGGAUCCUUCCCUGGCAUUUUUAGAUAACGUGGUUGAGUUUGUUUCUUUUUGGAAGUAGAGAAGCCUCACCAUGAAUAAAACAUCUUCAGUUUACUUCCGAUUCUGCAUUUUAUCUAUUAGUUGAGACUGGAGAGAGGAUGGGGAGGAGUGUGCAGGACAGGAAUUGAGAAAUUGGGAACACUCACAGGGCAGUAAAACAAUCAAUGCAAGCUAAAACACCUUAGGAAAAGGCAACUGAAAUUAAAAACACGGUUUAUAAAGAUAUUGUGCUUUGAUAUAGAGCAAAUGACAGACCGACUAUUUGCAUACCAACUGAGAAUUGAUAUCUUUUUUUUUUUUAAAAAAAGCCUUAAUUUUUAGCCUGGAUUUUUCAGGGCACAUGCAUCCUCUUCAAUGUUCUCUUUCCCUUUAAGUAAGGGUUUCUUUACCAGUGGAUAUUUUUAUCCCAAGGAUUUAGCACCAAGGAUUUAUGUGUGGAUUACCUGGUGGGGUCGUUUUUUACUUUUAAGCCGUUUCUCAUGACCUAGCUCAUUGCCCGACUGCGCAGGAUUUCUUUACAUUCUCACAACUAAAUCAGAAGCCGAGACACAAAAAUAACCUUUGUGGAAUCCUUGGAAACAUAAUCGCGCGCCAGCCUGAGUAAUGAUGCUAUGCAGGGGCGGGUAAAUGCCAGUGUUCUCUGCGUGUCCUGAUUGAUUGAAGACAUUCAGUACGCCUGCAUCCAUCAUUGUUAUGGAUGUGUAUGGAGGACCUCAGAGACUCACAACACAGUAGACAUUUGUAAGGAUGCCUGUGGUGCUUGCAUUCAUGGGGACGUUGUUUCUGUGGAAGAAGAUCAAUCAAUUCGUCGUUAAGUACACUAAACAGACUUACAAGGGUGCCCUUGCCCCCAUUCACUGCUUCGCUCCUGCCAUCUCUGAAUAACUGGCAUGAAAAGGUGCUAUUGUUUACGUCCCCGAGCCCUCUAAACAAGUCACCUGCAGAAUGUGUUUUCCUCCUUUCUAUAGAAUAAAAUAAAAAAGCCUUUGUUUAUCGUC
Peromyscus californicus insignis is the source of this 4657-nucleotide messenger RNA. RefSeq names its product beta 3-glucosyltransferase (gene B3glct). Bases 231 to 1700 code for a protein of 489 amino acids. Gene Ontology annotation, cellular component: membrane. Gene Ontology annotation, molecular function: acetylglucosaminyltransferase activity. Lineage: Eukaryota; Metazoa; Chordata; Mammalia; Rodentia; Cricetidae. The record is from RefSeq and is a predicted model, not a curated record. The transcript is spliced from 15 exons.